ACUCAACGACGAUCCCUACAAAUACCACUACCAUUCAGAACGCAGCACUACAAGAUCAUCGACCAGACAAAAAUCCUUCGAUUGGAAUUUAAAGCGCCAUCACCGCCUGAAGCCGAUAGAAGCCUAGGUGUUGGAGAAAGCGAUCGACCAUGGUGCUGGGCUUGGGAGGAGGAUGCUGCGGUGGUGUUGCCGUCGCCGCGGUGUCGCCAGCAGCUGGGAAGCAAUCAGGAGGAGGAGAAGGUCCAGAAGCCAAGCGGCAGCAGCGGCGGGUGGUAAGAGAGGCGGAGAGGAUGGGAGGUGAUCCGGGGGAGGUUGCAGCAGCAGGGAGGAAGGAGAGCAAGAAGAGGGAUCCUCCCAUGGUGAUGCACCAGUUCCCCUUCCACUCUCGCCCUGGCUUGCUCUGAAUUCGUUGAUUCUUCAUUCUGAGGAGAGAUAGCAGUGGUUCAACUGAUGUACUCCUGAAUCCAGAAUCCUGAUUGUCUCUUCAUCAUGCCUUUGGAUCAAGUGUAAUUCUUUAGUUCAUUGUGUAUUCUGUCACCCGGUGAUAUAUUUAAAAAGUUAUUUCGAGGAGAGCAUCAGUUCCUCUUCCUCCCUCGCCCAA
This is a messenger RNA of Panicum hallii, 601 nucleotides long. RefSeq lists its product as uncharacterized. The record is from RefSeq and is a predicted model, not a curated record. Bases 150 to 404 code for a protein of 84 amino acids. NCBI's taxonomy places the organism in Eukaryota, Viridiplantae, Streptophyta, Magnoliopsida, Poales, Poaceae. The transcript has a single exon.